This is a messenger RNA of Hypomesus transpacificus, 2301 nucleotides long. RefSeq names its product secretogranin II b (gene scg2b). NCBI's taxonomy places the organism in Eukaryota, Metazoa, Chordata, Actinopteri, Osmeriformes, Osmeridae. The transcript has 2 exons. The record is from RefSeq and is a predicted model, not a curated record. Bases 102 to 1889 code for a protein of 595 amino acids. Gene Ontology annotation, cellular component: secretory granule.
GAAAACAGAACAGGAACAACCGCGCUCGAUGAAGAACUAUAGUAGCGAAAUGCUGUAUACAUUCACUGCUGCCAUCUGAGCUGUUUGCCAAAGGCGAUAUCAUGGUGCUGUCACACCCCAAAUUCUCCGCGGGUGGAGUUAUGGUCCUUGUUGCCUUUCUCCUCCAUAUGUGCGCUGUCCAGGGUGCGUCUCUCCCCCGCUACCACAGGCUCCGGGGUGGAGAAGGUGAGGAAAGGCGCCCUGCUGCCUACCUCCCACCCAGUUCCGACAUGAUCAAAGCCCUUGAGUAUAUUGAAAGCCUAAAGCAGCGCAAGGACGGGGGACGUGAGGAACCCACAACCGACUACGACGAAGUGGAAAAGUUCCGCGUUCUGCUUCAGCUGGCCUCGCUCCGGGACGAGGGCGCGCGAGACCGACAAGCAUCCCCACCCGCUCAAAAACAGGACAUGCCGGCAGAGCAGCUAGUGCGAGCCCUGCUGAGGACCCUUCAAGACCAAGCCGGUCGAGACUCCAAACCAGCUCCGGUCGCACCCGUUAACGACCACCGCGCGCACAGGCACCACUCAGAUGACACAGGUAAGCCCGUAAGCGCACCUGCGGACUACGGCAACUUCCCUAGGCCACACAAAAAGUACCCGCUGAUGUUCGAAGACGAGGAGAAUCGCGACGCGUACAAGCGGGCCACGGAAGACCUGGAGGAGCAGUAUACCCCUCAAAGCCUUGCCAACCUGCGCUCCAUCUUCGACGAGCUGGGCCGCAUGUCCACCACCACCGGCCAAAAGAGAGACGUGUUCCAGGACGACGACGAUGAUGACGAAGACAUGUUCAGUUUGAGGAACCUGGCCUACGAGGACGUGGCCGGCGGUGAGGAGUGGGUACCCAUGGAGGAGAAAGUGGAGACGGAGGAGGUGGUCAACGGGAGCCACGAAGAAUUCGACCGAGGGCUGGGGGAGACCUCAGACGAACAAGAGGAGAUCGAGGGAGAAGGCAUUCAACGCCGGGCUACUCAGGACGACCAUCCCGAUGACGAUACGAAACUGGUGGAUUACUACCUGUUGAAGAUCCUCGAGAUGAGUGACCAGAGCCAGAAGAGGGAUAACAAAAAGAGACUCAUCCGCCCCUCCCUGAUCGAUCCCCGAACGCUGAAUGAACUCCUGGAGAUGUCACUGAAGCUCCAUAUCCCCCCGAACGAGCUCAUAGACAUGCUGAUCACGGAAGACAUGAGGAAACUGGACCGUCAGCCCCAAGAUACACCCCGCUACAGGACCAAUAAGCCGAGGGUCCGUUAUUACAGCCGUAGGCUACCAGUUAAACCUGCACCCGAGGACAUGGACAGAGAGGACUUUCUGAACAUCAUCGGCGUAGAGACCAUCAGCAAUGAAUAUCCCGUGAGGAGACCGCUCAAACCCGUCGCUGCCCCGGCCAGAGUUCCUGCACCCCCCGUCCCGGCUGUGGUUAAAGCGCCACCUGCCCCAGCAAAAACUCCAUCGUCUUCAGGCCGACGGGAAAACUUAUUCCUAUCUGAGCUUAACAAGAUGCCACUGAAAAGACAGUCCGACGACAACGAAGACGACGAAGUAGAUGAAGACGAGGUGUUUCUGGCCGCCAAAAUACUAACACGGUAUCCAAACUCCAUCACCAAGCGCGACACUCAGUCUCAGGCAAACGGACAGUUUCCCUAUGAGUUGUACGAACAGGCGAUGAAAGAUUACUUCGACCAAGCAGACGUUGAAAAGAGCACUCCGGCGAAGAGAGAUGCAGAAACUUCCAUGGAGGUGUUGGAAAAGCCCACGGAGAUACAGAUGAAAGACGAGAUCGCUGAGGGAACUGCUGCCCCUCAGAAAGACGACGGGAAGGAACUCCACGGAAAACCUAUUGGAGGAAUGUAGCUCCGGAGACGACGACAACGAGAUAUCCUCUAUUAAAAUAUGAAUUUAAAGUAAUGUUUAUACUCUCAAAAUAACCAGUCUGGUGGUGACCGUACUCUAUAGUUUACAUUCAAUUUGUAAAAUAUGAAAUAUAGCCUAUACUGUAUAUGACCAAUAAUAGUAUGUGUUGGGCUGGGCUGGGCUGGGCUGGGGACGAGUGUUUGUCGUGACUCGUGAUGUUAUCAGGGUUUGUGGGUUUCCAAAUAUUGUUCUAAUCUACAUUUCUGAAAACUAUUUAUGAUGUAGUCAGACCGUCGCCUGCCUUCUUCCAACCCAUAUUGCAAGCUCUGUGAUCGUUGGACUAUAUCGGUUGUUGUGCUAAAGCCUAUAUUAUCAUUUUUAAACCAUUUUGUACGUGUUCAAUAAUGUGUGA